Messenger RNA from Olea europaea var. sylvestris, 1029 nucleotides. RefSeq names its product sodium/hydrogen exchanger 2-like. Lineage: Eukaryota; Viridiplantae; Streptophyta; Magnoliopsida; Lamiales; Oleaceae. The record is from RefSeq and is a predicted model, not a curated record. The coding region runs from base 358 to 801 and encodes 147 amino acids. The transcript is spliced from 2 exons.
AAAAAAUAAGGAAAAGUUUUGGAUUUGCGUGUAAUGUUAUUUUAUUGAAGAAUGUGUGGUUGAAAUGACAUCAAAUCACUGUCUAAGAAUGUACUUUUUUGAAAGAAUGUGGAUCAAGCAAGGGCUUAAUCUUAGUUAUUAAAACAUUAUGUUCAAGUCCUUUUCCCUUCUUUAAGAUUCACAAAUAAUUCCAUGACCUUUGCGUAGAUUGAUAAUGCAGUUCUAUUGACGUGUUCCACAAAAGGACAAAGGGUUGGUAAGUUCGUAUUCCAUAUUGAAGGAAUUCUAACUGAAUUUUGCAUUUCACUCGUGCAGUUUACGAGUUCGGGGCACACCAAUGUACGUGAUAAUGCUAUCAUGAUUACCAGUACCAUUAUAGUUGUUCUUUUCAGCACCGUGGUGUUUGGCUUGAUCACUAAACCUCUGGUGAGGUUCUUAUUGCCUUCAUCAAAACAAUUAACUAGAAUGAUUUCAUCGGAGCCAGUUACCUCGCAUACCAUCACGCCGCCACUUCUUGGCGGUGAGCAGGACUCCUUAACCGAUCUUUAUGGACAAAGUAUAGCAAACGGACCAACUUCAGAAGCUAGUGGAGUUGGCCAAAAUGUGCCCCGUCCAAACAGUUUACGGAUGCUCCUAUCCCCUCGUACUAUCCAUUAUUAUUGGAGAAAAUUCGAUAAUGCUUUUAUGCGUCCUGUUUUUGGUGGACGUGGUUUCGUUCCUUUCGUACCCGGCUCGCCAACCGAACGAAGUGUGCAUCAUUUCGUUGAAGAACUUGAAAAAGCUGAAAGAACACUGAAUUAGAUCAUCAGCCAGGUUACUAGGUAUUGCGUACAUAAUCAAUUUUUGGCUUUCAUAUGUUAAUAUUAUAGUGUAUUUCGUUAUUGAGAUCAAGCGGAUGUAUACAAUAGCAAUGAUUGUAAAACUAUUUGUUUUGUGAUGUUCACUUACCUAAUAGUUUGUGUGGGAAACUAGAAUGUUAUAUAAACGCCAUAUUAUUGUAUAUUGUUUUCUUCUUGUACAUGAGUUCAA